UUGUCAACGAUGGAAUUGCCCCGCCACAAAGAAUUCUUUUUCCACCUGAGAAAAUUUGUAUGGAUUGGCAACAGACACUGAGUGUUGGAGUUGGACUUCAGAAUCUGGGCAAUACAUGUUUCCUUAAUUCUACUCUGCAGUGUUUAACUUACACGCCUCCUCUUGCCAAUUACAUGCUUUCUCUUGAACACACCAAGUCAUGUCAUGAAAAAGGCUUCUGUAUGAUGUGUACGUUGGAAGCUCACAUUAACCAGGUCCUGUGUUGCUCUAAUAAUGCUAUCAAACCUACAUCUGUUAUCAAUGGCCUUAAAAGAAUAGGAAAACAUUUCCAUUAUGGCAGUCAAGAGGAUGCACAUGAAUUCUUGUCCUUCACUGUUGAUGCUUUGCAGAAAGCUUGCUUGAAUGGAAGCACCAAAUUGGACAUAUCUUCUCAAGCCACCACGCUUAUUUAUCAAAUAUUUGGAGGAUAUCUACGAUCCCGAGUAAAAUGCUUGAACUGCAAAGCCGUUUCGGAUAGGUACGAACCGUUCCUCGAUAUUACUCUGGAUAUAAAGACUGUGACAUCUAUCACCAAGGCUCUAGAACAAUUUGUGAAACCUGAACAACUGGACGGAGAAAAUAGCUAUAAGUGUAGCAAGUGUAAAAACAUGGUUCCUGCCUCCAAGAGGUACACAAUACAUCGCUCCUCCAAAGUUCUGACAAUAUCACUGAAAAGAUUUGCAGAUUUUACUGGUGGAAAGAUCAACAAGGAUGUAAAAUACCCUGAAUAUUUGGAUCUUCGAGCAUAUAUGUCCCAGUCAAUGGGAGAACCGCUCAUCUAUGCUUUAUAUGCAGUUCUUGUGCAUUCUGGUUUCAGCUGUACUGCAGGACACUAUACACU
Molecule: messenger RNA, 880 nt
Organism: Nestor notabilis (Kea)
Lineage: Eukaryota; Metazoa; Chordata; Aves; Psittaciformes; Psittacidae
Product: ubiquitin carboxyl-terminal hydrolase 42-like
Exons: 8
Biological process (GO): regulation of apoptotic process; protein deubiquitination
Cellular component (GO): cytosol; nucleus
Molecular function (GO): cysteine-type endopeptidase activity; cysteine-type deubiquitinase activity
Source: RefSeq, a predicted model, not a curated record